This is a messenger RNA of Zasmidium cellare ATCC 36951, 768 nucleotides long. RefSeq lists its product as uncharacterized. The record is from RefSeq and is a predicted model, not a curated record. Gene Ontology annotation, cellular component: mitochondrion; cytosol. The transcript has 2 exons. The coding region runs from base 1 to 768 and encodes 255 amino acids. Gene Ontology annotation, molecular function: thioredoxin peroxidase activity. Gene Ontology annotation, biological process: cellular response to oxidative stress; cellular oxidant detoxification; cell redox homeostasis. NCBI's taxonomy places the organism in Eukaryota, Fungi, Ascomycota, Dothideomycetes, Mycosphaerellales, Mycosphaerellaceae.
AUGGCCGCCACAUUUGCCCGCAGCACCCUGCGCACAGCUCGCCUAGCCUCGACGCACAGCAGCUUCGCCAGCCGACAAGCCUCACCGAUCUUCAAACGCUUCCUCGCAACACCCACCGAGCAGCCACGCCUGCGACUCGGAUCGGAAGCACCCAACUUCACCGCAAAGACAACACAGGGCGAUAUCGAUUUCCACCAAUGGCUUGGCGGGAAGUGGGCGAUCCUGUUCUCGCAUCCAGCGGAUUUCACCCCGGUCUGUACGACGGAGCUUGGAGCUUUCUCGAAAUUGAAGAAUGAGUUUGAGAAGAGGGAUGUUAAGAUGAUUGGCCUGUCGGCCAACGACCUCGGCAGCCACGACAAAUGGAUCAAGGACAUCAACGAAAUCUCCAACACGGACCUCCAAUUCCCCAUCAUCGCCGACGCAGACCGCAAAGUCGCGUUCUUGUACGACAUGAUCGACCAGCAAGAUCUGCAGAACAUUGACCAGAAGGGCAUCGCCUUCACGAUUCGAUCCGUCUUCAUUAUCGACCCUUCGAAGAAGAUUCGUUUGACUAUGAUGUACCCAGCUUCGACUGGCCGCAACACUUCUGAGGUUCUGCGGGUCAUUGACAGCUUGCAAACUGGGGACAAGAAGGGAGUCACUACACCGAUUGACUGGAACGUGGGUCAGGAUGUGAUUGUUCCUCCCAGCGUUACCACGGAAGAUGCAAAGAAGAAGUUUGGCGAGGUGAGGGAAGUCAAGCCAUACUUGAGAUACACCAAGAUCUAG